AUGGCUUCAGCAAGAUCAGAAUGGAAUGUUAUUUAUGCCUGCGGAAUACAUAAACGAGCUAUACGGCAAUUCGUUCGGACGGUUAAUGAAAUUAGCCCUGAUACAGAAAUUUGCAUGAUUAAAUGUACGUGUGAUAAGAAGCUGUCUUGGCUAAUUUCGGAAUUGAUUGCUUACUCAAAAACAGAGGCUGAAAUAUUGAUGAGUAGGUUAAGAGGUUUAAGAAUUGGCAGAAUGAGAUUAAGAGUAUUUUGGCCUGCUGAAAUGGGAUAUUAUAAACGUCGACAAUUAAAUGCAAAGGUCGAUGGUUAUAUGAAUAAAUUGAAUAGUAGUGAAAUAGGCUGUUUUUACAUUAAAGAAAUUGAAGAUAAAAAGCUUAAAGUUACCGAAAAUAUGAAUUCAUCACGAUUGGCCAAUACUUCGGCUGCUGUCACAAUAUCUAAUGUUCCUGAAUCAAUGCAUGAGAUGGAGCUCUUUCAUUUGGCGAGUCAAGCUGGAAUAGUAUCGUGCUUGAAAAUGAUAAAAUCUGAUAAAGCACAUGUAUUAUAUAACGGACAAGCCGGUGCUCUUACUGCUGUACUAUGUUUGGAUGAGUUCGAGGUUUUAAUUGAAGAACCCAUUACUGUGAAAUUUACUAAGAAUGUUAAGUCUAAAUUUCUUAAGCAAGAGGCUUCCCGACUUCAAAAUCUCUUGAAAAGCGAACUUAACCAUCUGCUGCCAUCGACAAUUUUGCCCAAAAAUCUAUCUGUGACCGAGGAAACAAAUACUGUCGACCAACCUGAAAUUGAUAAUCAGAAUGGAAUUGAGCAAUUAAAGCAUGAAUUAAUGGAAAGUCAAAACACUCAUAAAUCUCACGAAGGUGUAGAAGGUGUAAGAGAAGCUAUUGCACCUAGUAAAAUAGAACACGAAGAGAUAACCAACAGCGAAAUGGAUCAUCAAGAUAUUGUUGAUAGCAAAACGGAUCAUGAAAAUUUAGCCGAUAGUGUUGCAGAUCAUAAAGAUAUGACUAAUAGCAUAACAGACCACGGAAAUUUAGCAGAUGGUAGGAUAGAUCAUAAAGAUACAGCAGAUAGCGAAACAGAUCAUGAAAAUUUAGCAGAAGAUGGGGUACAUCAUGAAGAUACGGUAGAUAGCGAAACAGAUCAUGGAAAUUUAGCAGAUGAUGGGGUAGAUCAUGAAGAUACGGCAGAUAAUAUGGUUCGGGAAGAAUAUGAUGUACCCGAGAAAGUUUGCUUUCUUCUGCAACAAGUUAAUCUAGAACAGAAGAUCAGGGAUGAAGGUUAUAAAGCUUCAUUUGAAUUUGCAAAUGGCAAUAAUGGAAGCAAAUUAAUAGCCUAUAUGAUCGGUGGAACACAUAUUUAUCUUACGGAAAAAUUGUUUGCAUUCUUUCGUGUAAUCGAUGGAAUAGACAAUUUACCCACUCGAAUAGGCAAUUAUCUCGCGCAACAGUCUGAAAUGAGAGAACUUAUUAAUAAGAAAUUCCAAGACGAUAAUAUUAGCGCUGGUGUCUUCAAGAUGAAGGAUAGCACUUCUAUUUCCAUAGUUGCAUUGGAUUCUGAAGUCCAUGAAAAGGCGACGAAAAUUUUGAAAGAAAUCUUCUGCGUAAAGUCUAAAAAAUUCAACAUUACUAAUGUACCUAUAUCAGGGGAUCAAAAUCAAUUUCUUACUCAACUUCAAGAAAGUAUUCCCUUGUGCUGCAAGGUUCAAUUGGAAGCUGAAAUAUCAGAUAAUAGGACUAAAACUUGCAAUAUAACUGCAACUGGCCCUCUAGUUAUUGUUGAUAAAGUAAUUCAAGCUAUUGCAGAUAAAAUAGAAAAUGAUAGGCUGAUGAAGUUCGGCCUUAAUAUUAACCCUCCAUUGAUCAUUGAAUAUCUACGGAUGUAUUUUCAAGAUGAUAUUCGGAGAUUGGAAAAGGAAUUUAAAUGUCAAAUUGAAAUGGUAGAAGUACUGGAAGAUGAUCCUGAUAUCAAUGUAACGACUGCAAAUAUUCUUAUCACACAACGUCAAGGUUAUAAAACAGCUAUACAUGAUAAAAUUCAAAGUAUGGUAGCUGAAAUUGUGGUGGAAAGAGAAGGUCCGUUCAGUAAGUAUUCUAGACUUGGGAAAUUUUUUACCGGUUGUCUAAGUAUGGAUGAGUUGGAUAGAUUAAAAGAUACAAAGCCGUGCAUUAUAGCCAUCGCUAGUAAUGAAAAUUAUCGUGUGCUGUCACAGAGAAAAGGUAAAUUUAAUCUAAACUUACAAAAAGAUAGACAAAAAUCUGGUGUCUAUCAAUCUUCUGUGCUAAACGCUAGAACCGCUCUUUCGUCAAAAACUACCACCAAAACUUGUUCUUCUAUUUUACAAAAUGAAAAAGAUAAAGUGGAAGUCAAUAAUGUUACUAUUAGAUUGGUAAAAGGGAGAAUUGAAAAAGAAGGAGCUCAGUGUGAUACUAUCGUUAAUUCCAUUGACCUCAAUGAUUAUGACCAUGGUAACAUUGCUAAAGCUCUAAAUAGAGCUGGUGGAAGUUCCUAUCUUACAGAAUGUCGUUCUCAACUAAGAUCUCUUGCAGUGGACAGUAUUGGUUAUACAAGUGGGUUCUAUUUUGGUUGUAAAGCAGUAUAUCACAUUCCAUUCUUGAGCUCUGACCGAUCAUUACUGUGGCUUAGCAAUCGUGUCCAAAACUGUCUAGUAAAAGGAGCUGAUGAACAUAAGCAAUCCAUUGCCAUACCUGCUAUUGGAACAGGUGAAGCCGGCAUCAAUAUUGAUGAGCUUGCGAAGGAAAUGAUAAGAAUAUCAGUUGAAUUUGCUCUUGACAGACCAAAAUAUCUACAAAAUAUCAGUUUUAUCAUCUAUCCAACCGAUGUUAAAACUCUUGAUGCCUUCGAGAAAGCGCUAACAUCUGCUAUCCCAUUAGCAAACCAAUUACUGCAUCAAAAAGAGCUAGUCCAUAAGGUUACAAGUUCGCAAAGAAGUAUAAAAUUAGAGAAUGAAAGUAAAUCGCUAUUCUCUGCUCAGUAUGAAGCUAAUAAUAGAAAAGUAUUUGUGGAGGUCUAUCAAUGCAACGCUGAUGAUUUGAAAGCAGACGCUGUCAUGGAUGUAACAGCUCUAUGCUCUGAGCAUAGUUAUUCAGAUUCCCUUUCAGAAACUAUACAAAUUGCGAAUGAUGGAACGCAUACAUCACAAACUUUACAAAUCAUACAUAUAUUAGGUUGUAAUCUCUAUCGGGUUUGCAUUUACGAUUGUUUGGUUGGUGUUAAGACUGUAUUAGCUUGUAUGAAUGCAAACGAUGAAAAAUCCGUGACAAUUCCUUUGUUAAGUAUUAACAUGGAUGCUAGCCAUAUUGAUAGCCUAGUAGACAGUAUUAAGGAAUUUAUAGUCGAUCAUUGUGAAUCUGAAAUUAGUAUAAGGCGUAUUAAUUUUGCUAUUGGGUAUGAUGAUCGAGCUCGAGAAAUAGCAACGUGGAUGCAACAGAAAAUCAAGAAAGAGGCUUUCCCGUCUGGAUGGAAGAUUACGAACAGCGUGCCAGUUCUAGCAUCGGGUGUGAGUAUACUUUAUGUUGCUUCAGAUAAAGCUGUAUUAAAGCGUUUAAAAUCAAAAAUGAAUGAAUCCAUGGAUACUUGGUCGCAUCGCAGGAUUUCUAAUGAAGAUUAUUUCCAAGUCAUUGAUACAAAUUGUUGGUAUCGACUCGUAUUACGAUGCUGGUCGGAGUUUAAUACUAUUCUAAGCAGUCAAAAAAUGAGAAAAAUUGUAGACAUACAGGGAUUGGAAAAAGAUAUAGUCAACACUAUGGCUAUUAUCCAUAAACUAAGUAAGCAAUAUUUCCUAGGGGAAAUAUUGAACAGUGAGCAAAAAUUUGGAUUGGAUAUUUCCAAGUGGUACGCAAAAAUUGGUCAAACUAAAUGGAAAUUCGAUUCCAACUUAAACUAUGAAAUCGAAAGAAAUUUUAAGAUUUACGAGAAAAAUAAAGCAAAAAAGAAUUUUUACGUUGAUUCAGAAACUAAAGUGAUCGAUUUUGAGAAUAUGCACAUUAAACUCGAUGAUAAUGAAGAAUUUCCAAUAGGAAAAUUUUCUGCAGCAGGUAUUGCAAUUCCUAUACCCAAUAAUUGGGAAAAUGUGUCAGAAAAUCAAAUCGAAGAUGGGUAUUUUAGCACAGUUUAUGUCACAGACAGACAGGAAAUAAAUAAAGUCGCUGCUAUGAUAAAGGCAAGUGCUCCCAAAUAUUGCGUUAGUAGAUUAAGAAGGGUUCAAAAUUGGAAUUUGUACCAAAAAUAUCAAGCCAUGAAGGCUGAUGUGACCAAAGCAAUACAAAAAUACAAGCCUGGAACUCAAGCUGAAAGAUAUUUAUUUCACUGUACUAAAACAGAAUACGUGGAUAAGAUAUGUCAAGGUGGUUUCAAUAGGGAUUACUCAGGAAAAUCAAUUGGCUCAGUAUAUGGUACCGGAACAUAUUUUGCAGUACAAGCUCAAUUAUCAUUGAGUUAUGGCGGUGGUUUAGGAAAUCAUAGAUUGCUACUGGUUCGGGUUUUAACAGGGAUCUAUGAUGAUUCAGUAGAUCGAAAUAAACCUACUUUGUCAAUAAUCCCUGGGAGUUCAGGGGAACGCGUCCAUUCAGCUGUAGAUCACAAGAAUAAGCCUCGUAUGUUUAUUGUCUUUAAUGAUAAUUCUGCGUAUCCCGAGUAUAUUAUUGAAGGUAGAGUCGAAUAA
Molecule: messenger RNA, 4680 nt
Organism: Trichoplax adhaerens
Lineage: Eukaryota; Metazoa; Placozoa; Uniplacotomia; Trichoplacea; Trichoplacidae
Exons: 13
Coding region: 1-4680 (1559 amino acids)
Biological process (GO): negative regulation of gene expression
Cellular component (GO): nucleus; cytoplasm
Molecular function (GO): transcription corepressor activity; NAD+ poly-ADP-ribosyltransferase activity; nucleic acid binding
Source: RefSeq, a predicted model, not a curated record